AUGUCCAUGAGAAGAGGGGCGCUCCAGGAAUACGAGGAUGGCCCUUGCGCUUGCGCCAUGACGAAUCGCACUUGGGCUCCGGGCCGUCCUUCAGUGCGGGGAAAGAGCGCCAAGAAUGUAGAUGAAAGAGUGGAGACUGCAGCGAGCGAGAUACGCACUCAUCCAAUCCGAAACGACUUGGUGGUGGAGGUUUGCAGAAAAUACAUGGGAGCGCGCAGUGAGGGACGCCAGCAGAAGGGUUCUGCGAAGCAAGAGCGCGGGCGGCAACGGGCUUCCUUGUUCGAGCCAUGCUGCUGGACGCAGCGGACGUCGACCACUGCAGUCCUGGCCGGAAAUAUCCCCUGCCUCUGCCUCGUCUUCUUUGGAGCUCAACAAGGCGUGCCUAUCCUGCAUGUGGCCCCUCACCAUGGACGCCUACCUGCCUGUCCAGUGGCGCCAUGUGUGUCGAAAGAGUCAAAGUUUAUUCGCGCCACACUCGAUAGCCACGGCGUCUGUGGCCAGGCCAGGCCCCGCCUCGAUUGCGGGUACGAAAAGCCUGAGUGGGUGGAUGCAUCAUCGUGGCCCCGGGAACAGCCCGAACCUGAGGCCGGCUUCAAACUCAUGUUGAAAGGCAUCGUCUCCGGUAACUCACGUGGAGAGCGUUGGGAAGGCUAG
Lindgomyces ingoldianus is the source of this 654-nucleotide messenger RNA. RefSeq lists its product as uncharacterized. Lineage: Eukaryota; Fungi; Ascomycota; Dothideomycetes; Pleosporales; Lindgomycetaceae. The record is from RefSeq and is a predicted model, not a curated record. The transcript has 3 exons. The coding region runs from base 1 to 654 and encodes 217 amino acids.